AUGCCCCAGGCCACCGAUAACAAUGCGACCAUUGUUACCAACGGCACUCCCAUCCCCUCACCCCAUGACGCGGAUACUAUAGCACCAGUCUGUGCGAAGGUCUAUGAAAGGGUUCAUGCGUUCCUAAACUCUGAGGUCGAGGGACAAACUUUGAAGGGGGUGCAGCAACAGACCCGGAUCGCAUUGGGGGUAAUAGACGAAUGUUUGCAGAGAUAUAGUCUAGAAGAAAUAUCACUAUCCUACAAUGGCGGCAAAGACUGUCUCGUACUCCUAAUCCUCCUCCUUUCCGCUCUCCACACGCAUUCCCUACGAACCUCAUCUCCUCUACCGAAGGCGCUUCAAUCCGUCUACAUCAUCUCGCCUCAUCCAUUUCAGGAGGUAGACACCUUCGUCAAUACUACGCUUCAAGAGUACCACCUCAACCUGGUUCGCUAUGCAAAGCCUAUGAAAGAAGCCUUUCAACAAUACCUAGACGAUGUUCCCGCGGUAAAAGCCAUAUUAGUGGGAACGAGAAGGACGGAUCCUCAUGGGGCGUUAUUGACCCACUUCGAUAUGACAGAUCAUGGAUGGCCGAAGUUUAUGAGAGUACAUCCUGUUAUUGAUUGGCAUUACGCAGAGAUUUGGGCCUUUAUCCGCCACCUCGAAAUUCCAUAUUGUACACUUUACGACCGGGGAUAUACAUCACUUGGUGGAACUACUGAUACACAUCCAAAUCCAGCCUUAAAGGCUGGUGAUAAUAAGGAGAAUAAUGAUCAGGUAUUCAGGCCAGCAUAUGAGCUUGUCGAGGAUGAGGCUGAGAGGCUGGGGAGAGAUUGGUAG
Glarea lozoyensis ATCC 20868 is the source of this 819-nucleotide messenger RNA. Its product is annotated as Adenine nucleotide alpha hydrolases-like protein. NCBI's taxonomy places the organism in Eukaryota, Fungi, Ascomycota, Leotiomycetes, Helotiales, Helotiaceae. The coding region runs from base 1 to 819 and encodes 272 amino acids. The transcript is spliced from 3 exons. Gene Ontology annotation, biological process: FAD biosynthetic process. Gene Ontology annotation, molecular function: FMN adenylyltransferase activity. The record is from RefSeq and is a predicted model, not a curated record.